AUGCAACAGAUGAAUGGCAGUCAUGAUGUUCUAGCGAUUGUAACCAAAGCUGCAGGUGGUACUUAUAGGGAUUUCAUUCGCAUGAAUCCUCCGGAAUUUCAUGGCGGAUUAGAUCCUAUAAAAGCACAUGAGUGGGUGGCUAGUGUGGAGGGAAUCUUUGAGAUCGUGCAUUGUAGUGAAGCGAACAAGGUAGUGUUUGCUUCUCAUUUGCUGAAAGGUCCAGCUAUGAGAUGGUGGAAGAGUGCUUCUGCUUUGAUGACUAUUCAGGAGGUACCUAAGGAAUGGGAUAAUUUCAAGACCACUUUUAUGGAGAAAUAUUUCCCUAGUUCACUGGGGACUAAAAAGGAAUUGGAGUUUCAACAGUUAAGGCAGGAGAACAUGUCAGUGGCUACUUAUGCUAAGAAGUUUGAAAUUCUAGCUGCUUACUCUAGGCAGGCCGCAUAUGCUCCUGAUGAGAGUUGGAAGAUAGAGAUCCAAAGUUCACUUCAAGGUUUUGGAGAGCCUUCCAACAAGCUAUGGGAUCCAGGUUGUGUUUGA
Messenger RNA from Vicia villosa (hairy vetch), 537 nucleotides. RefSeq lists its product as uncharacterized. The record is from RefSeq and is a predicted model, not a curated record. The coding region runs from base 1 to 537 and encodes 178 amino acids. The transcript has 2 exons. Lineage: Eukaryota; Viridiplantae; Streptophyta; Magnoliopsida; Fabales; Fabaceae.